CGUGCCUGCAAUGACCGUAAGAAUACUCGUUUGAAGUAUGUGACUUCUGUAGUCUACAUCUCUAUAAAGUCGUAGUAGUUUACAGUGUCGUUACGAAGGCCAGUGCAGAUUCUGUUCAAUGUUAUGACUAGUUGCCGAAUGUUUAACGAACAAGCCCGCUAUUAGGAAAUAAUUAAAUUAACAUAGUUAGCUAGUUAAGUGGUAGAGGAGAAGGACAUUCAUAACGACGAUGAUAGCCUCUCAUCUUCUGGCAUACUACUUCACGGAGCUCCACCAUGACAAGGUUCAACAAGUGGAUAAAUUCUUGUACCACCUGCGGUUAUCGGACGAGAACCUGAUUGACGUGUCUGAGAGGUUCCGGAGGGAGAUGGAUAAGGGGCUAGGCCGUGACUCCAACCCUACGGCCGCUGUGAAGAUGCUGCCCACAUUUGUGCGCUCUACCCCUGACGGGACAGAAAAGGGAGACUUCCUGGCUCUAGAUCUGGGUGGGACCAACUUCCGGGUCCUGCUGGUGAAGGUGUCUGACAACGGGAAGCAGAAGGUGGAGAUGGAGAACCAGAUCUAUGCCAUUCCUGAGGAGCUGAUGAGGGGCAGUGGCGAAGAGCUCUUCGACCAUAUUGCUGAGUGUCUUGCUAACUUCCUGGAGAAGCUGGGGAUCAAGAACCAGAAGCUUCCUCUGGGCUUCACCUUCUCCUUCCCCUGCCAGCAGACCAAACUGGAUGAGAGUAUUCUGGUGUCAUGGACCAAGGGCUUCAAGUCGCAUGGGGUGGAAGGGAGAGAUGUGGUCAGCCUUCUGAGGAAAGCCAUCAUAAAGAGAGGGGARUUUGACAUUGACAUUGUGUCGGUGAUCAACGACACUGUGGGCACCAUGAUGACCUGUGGAUACGAUGACCAUCACUGUGAAAUAGGCCUAAUUGUCGGCACUGGCACCAACGCCUGCUACAUGGAGGAGAUGCGUCACCUGGAGCUGGUGGAAGGGGACGAGGGGAGGAUGUGUGUUAACAUGGAGUGGGGGGCAUUUGGGGACGAUGGCACUCUGGAUGAUCUUCGUACAGACUUCGACCAGGAGAUCGACGCCGGCUCCCUCAACCCCGGCAAACAGCUGUGA
Salvelinus sp. IW2-2015 is the source of this 1108-nucleotide messenger RNA. The record is from RefSeq and is a predicted model, not a curated record. NCBI's taxonomy places the organism in Eukaryota, Metazoa, Chordata, Actinopteri, Salmoniformes, Salmonidae.